AUGGGGUCCAAAAAUCAUGAACUUGUACCUACGUCUCUUGUUGCUCAAAUCGCGGGUUUACGUCAUGGUGGUAGUCAUAAAAUACUUGGGGAAUUAGCCAAAAAGAAUCUUGUUUCCAGAGUUACAAAUGCAAAAUGCAAACGACAAAUAACUGAUGUGCGAGAUCCAGGGCAACUCUAUUCUGAUUUGAUGGAUUUAAUCGUUAGACUAGGCCAAUACGGUCUUAUUCAUGGAGAUUUCAAUGAGUUCAAUAUCCUUGUGAAAGAAAAUGGGGAACCUGUGUUAAUUGAUUUCCCACAAAUGGUAUCCACUUCGCAUCCUGAUGCAGAAUGGUUAGCUUAUACGAAUAAAUUCAGUUUGGAUGUACAAGUUGCCGCAAGUGGAUUUACUAAACAAUGUCAACAAGAAUUAGAAUCGUAUCAAUUAGAAUUAGGAGAAUACCCAAGAAAUUCUGAUAGUGAACAAGAACUUGAUGGGA
Molecule: messenger RNA, 478 nt
Organism: Racocetra fulgida
Lineage: Eukaryota; Fungi; Glomeromycota; Glomeromycetes; Diversisporales; Gigasporaceae
Source: the annotation of a GenBank genome assembly